This is a messenger RNA of Jaminaea rosea, 1677 nucleotides long. RefSeq lists its product as hypothetical. Bases 1 to 1677 code for a protein of 558 amino acids. Gene Ontology annotation, molecular function: DNA binding. Gene Ontology annotation, cellular component: RNA polymerase III complex. The transcript is spliced from 2 exons. The record is from RefSeq and is a predicted model, not a curated record. Gene Ontology annotation, biological process: transcription by RNA polymerase III. Lineage: Eukaryota; Fungi; Basidiomycota; Exobasidiomycetes; Microstromatales.
AUGGCUCCACCAGAGGACAGCUCAGCGCCGCCUCGGCGUCCCUCGAACCCGACAGAUGGUAAUCAGCCUCGCCCGCGUGCCCCCUCUGGCACUCCUGGGCCCGCCGCCGCCUCAUCCUCUUCAGCUCCCUUCAAUCGCCCCACGGUCAGCAUGGUCAAUCGUGGGGCUGCUGGAGGAGCUAGUCGUGCUCAGCCCCGUAUGACCUUCAGACCUGUCCUGCCUCAGCGACGCAAGCCAAGUGAAGGCGCUUCUGCCACAGUGAAGCAAGAAGCCACUCCCUCGAGCUUCGGCAGUGCGGGCGGGAGUGGCAGCGGCGCUGGUGCUUCGUCUUCGACACCUGGCCGCGGACGUGGAAGGGGAGGUGCAAGAGGCGGACGAGGGGGGAGACGGGAGAUAGAGAUGGUUGCAAGCGGACCCUUCGCACUUGGUACGGGUAGCUUGAGCCGCUCAGAGCGCUCUAAGCGUGGAGGUCCCACCGGGGCAGGUGGUGGUGGAUUCGCACCCACAACCUCGUCAUCCAUGCACGACCUCAAACCAGACAUCAAGCCGCGCCGACCAGGAGACGCCUCGUACCGCGACCCGGACAAGUUGCGCGACGCAGAGGAGUACUCAGACCCAGAGGAGGACAUCGAGAUUGUGGACAUGGGACAAGUCGGACAGCUGGACAGCCUCGCGCCGCGCAGUUUGCCUCGUGUGCAGGAGAAGAUCAAGAAGCGCGAGGUCAAGAAGGAGAAGGGCAAAGAGAAGGACAAGUCUCUCGGUAUCAAGCCUGACCCGGAGGAUGAGGAGGCAGGGGAGCGAGCUAGGCUGUCCGGCCCUUCCUCGCGCGCGGGCACCAUUGACUCGAAUACGUCCACUCCCCUCCUCAAGACCAAAGCAGAGGAAGACGCAGCAGAGGAUCAAGCCGAGGCAGAUGCAGAGGAGAAUGAGGUGGUGCGCGGUGCAGACGCCCUUGAUCUCAGCGAGUCGGAAGAGGAGGAAAUGAUGGACGACUUAGUCGACGACUUUGUAUUCGACGACAGCAGCGACGUGGGCGGAGGAGACGAUGCAAGCAAUCGGCUAUAUCUCUUCCAAUUCCCGCAGGUAUUCCCUAAGUUCAAAGCGCCCAAGGAUAAGCCGGCAAAAGCAGAGUCAGACAAUGAAGGGGGCGGUUCGGCCGCUGGCCCACCACCAUCAGCCCUGUCCUCAUCACCACCAGGUGGUUCCACCAAACCCAAACGCAGCGUCGCCUUUGCCGAGGGCUCUAAACGGGGCACGGCCACCCCUCCGGACACGAAGCCUUCUGGCUCCUCUCUCGACUCCGAGGCGCUCAAACGUGGCUUCUCCAGCGGUUCAGACCCGCUCCGCAACUCGUCCUCCCAAUCCGGCCCCGAAGGAAUGGUAGGCCGCCUCCAAGUUUACCGCGACGGACGCGUCGAGAUGCACUUUGGCUCGCCUGACAAUCCGCUAGUAAUGGAAGUAGCAGGAGGAUCGCAGAGUAGCUUCUUGCAGGAUGUGGCGCUGCUUGAUGCCAAGGAGAAGAGGGCCACGGUGUUGGGGGAAGUGCAUAGGAAAUUCACUGUCAGCCCGAGCGUGGAGGGCAUGUUGGGAGAUUGGGAGAAUCACUGCUCUAUGAAGGGUGAGGAGAGCGAGAGUAGCAGUGAUGAGGAGUUGGUCAAGAAGGAGGAGAAGCGCUAA